AUGCGCCAGGCCUCAGGAAGGUUGGCGACGCGCGCUACACGGCCUCUGGUGCGUCCCGCCGUCGCUCCCAUGGCCGUGCGUGCGGCCCAGGUCGGCGGGCAACGGACGCUCUUCGGCCUCUUCGGCGGCAGCAAGAAGAAGGCGCCUCCCGUGCGUUUCGACACGGUCCCGGAGCGCAAGGAGCCUGCCAAGCCGGUGCUGAGCCAGGACGACCUCUUCCACCCCCUUAGCAAGAGCCCGUUCGAGCCGCUCCGCCAGAAGGGCGAGCGACUCCGCACCUACGCUGUGUGUCCCGAGACACUGGAGAAGUACCACGAGCGCAAGCCGGUGCGGUAUGAGUGCCCCGACUGCGGCUUCCCGACGCACGCGAGCGAGGAGAUGUGGAAGGAGGGCAAGAAGGAGCACGAGGAGUACUGCCCCCGCCUCCGCGAGGUCAACGAGGACGAGCACGACAUCCGCUCCGGCCGCGAGCUGAAGGAGUUUGAGAACAUGCCGGGUGUUCAGCCGUACGAGCAGGCUCUCUCCAUGGCGAGCUGGGACACGUUCUUCUACACGCGCGACUUUGUGUCGAUUAACUCCCCGUGCGAUCCGGCACGUGUCCAAGCUGCUGACGUACCCGAUCUCGGUGCUCGUUCGAUGGCCGCCCUUCACUCCGUCCUGCACCCUCCCCCGGGCACGUCGACUGAGCUGAUGGACAUCCGUCCGAUGAACCCGUUCCGUGUCUUCCUUCUCGGAGCGCGCUCUGAGUCUACUCUGCCGGCGGACAUUUGGCUUCAGCUUGUGCACCUGUUCCCACGCACGCCGUUCAACGUCUACUUCAUCGGCCCCGAGGCGGGCGUUCCCCUCGUCACCGGAAGGCAGAGGGAGCACCUGAAGAUGUCGGAGGACGGAACGCAAUACGGCGUCCCGAGCUGCACGGUCAACGUCAACCCGCAGCUCAAGCUCAUCUCCCUCAAGGCCAACUACGAGAACGUGCACCACAUGUUCGGCCCCUUCGACCCGUACCAGGACGUCUUCUUCGCCUUCUCCCCGGGACUCGGCUUCCCAGACCAGUCGGCCAACGCCGUCGACCCGGCGACGGGCGAGCCGCAAGUCCAGGCGCAGACGUCGUGGAAGACGGCCCUGCAGCAGAUCCUCGAGACCAAGUGUGGUCUCUUCUUCACUGCCUUCUCUCCUACGGACCUGGCCCGUGACGUCUCCGCCAUCUAUGGCACGCAGCCGCCCGCGUCCGCCGCCCAGGGACCCUCCGAGUACCCGAGCACAGUGAACCUGCCGACAAAGCCGAUUCCGCCCAUCGAAGGCGUCACGAAUGAGUUCGACCUGAUCCUCACCCCUGGCCAGAACCCCUUCGGAAGCAGGAAGUGGGAGGUUGCCGACUGGGACCCGCGCGUCGCCGUCAAGACCAACUGGGGCAUCUGGGGUAUCCGCGGCAAGCGCUACGACGUCGCCGAGCCCAAGGUCGAGGACGACUAG
Molecule: messenger RNA, 1473 nt
Organism: Trichosporon asahii var. asahii CBS 2479
Lineage: Eukaryota; Fungi; Basidiomycota; Tremellomycetes; Trichosporonales; Trichosporonaceae
Product: mRNA processing-related protein
Exons: 3
Coding region: 1-1473 (490 amino acids)
Cellular component (GO): extrinsic component of mitochondrial inner membrane
Source: RefSeq, a predicted model, not a curated record